Molecule: messenger RNA, 1796 nt
Organism: Thrips palmi
Lineage: Eukaryota; Metazoa; Arthropoda; Insecta; Thysanoptera; Thripidae
Product: dnaJ homolog subfamily C member 1
Exons: 9
Coding region: 153-1625 (490 amino acids)
Cellular component (GO): endomembrane system
Source: RefSeq, a predicted model, not a curated record
UCGAGGGGAAAUAAUCGAACUGUCUGCUGUGCUGUUACACGUAGUCGCUUCUCAAAAUCAAAAUCUGCUAAAUUUCUGUCCCAUGUUUUAUUUAACUUAUUUGUUGUUUUUUUAAAGAAAUUGUUUAGGAAAUAUCUUUUCAGGUCUUCAAAAUGCGCGUAUUAGUUGUGUUUAGUAUUUUGCUAGCACUUUCGUGUGGAUUUGUUAGUGCUUGGAGUAAUGAUGAGUAUGAGCUGUUUGAUUUAGUGGAAGAAGUCAACAAAAAUUUUUAUGAGCUUCUUGAAAUACCGAAGGAUGCUGGUGCAACUGAAAUUAGAAAAGCUUUCCGCAAACUUUCGUUAGUUUUGCAUCCUGAUAAAAAUCCUGCUGCAGAUGCAGACGUUAAAUUCCGUCAGCUGGUUGGUGUGUAUGAUGUCAUCAAAGAUGCGGCAAAGAGAAAAAUGUAUGAUGAUAUUUUGGUCAAUGGCCUACCUGAUUGGCGUUCAGCGGUGUAUUACUUUCGCCGUGUCCGCAAAAUGGGUCUUGGAGAAAUGUCUGCCAUAUUGUUUAUAAUUAUAACAAUUGGACAGUAUCUGGUUGGCUGGGGAUCGUAUUUAGAGCAGAAAUUUGUUGCUCAAGAAUUCAUUUCAUCAAAGAUGAAAAAGCAGCAAAAGAAAAGUGUCAAGAAAAUAAAAGGAGAAAACUCUUCAAUAGUAGAUGAGGUCAUGUUAGAUAUACCUACUCCCAGUAUUAAGGACACCCUUCCAUUUCAAAUACCACGUCUCCUAUGGUGGAUUGUGACGAAACUUCCAUUCAUUAUACUAAAUGUUUUGCAAGAAAGGAAACGUCAUCAAGAGGAGCUAAGACUUAUUGAAGAAGAAGAAAGAGCUGAAGCAGAAGCCGCCGCUGCUGCAGCUGCAGAAAGAGCUGAACGAGGACCAAGAAAACGCAAAGGCUUCACAUUACCUGAAGUUUCAUCUGAAGAGAGCAAUGCACAGCUUAGCCAAGCUCAAAUUUUAGCUUUAGCUAGAAAAGAAAUGAAAUUGCAAGUUAAAAAACCUGCCCAAAGUGGAGGCUUGUGGACUGAUGAAGAUAUUGAAAAACUUGUCAAACUAGUGAAAAAGUAUCCAGCUGGGACUUUAGAGCGUUGGGAGAAAAUUGCAGACACCAUGGAGCGAACAGUUCAGGAAGUUACACUCAUGGCCCACAGAGUAAAAGAAGAUGGUUACAAAACACCAAGUCUAGAUAGAAGAGAUAGUGGAGAAGAAAUGCAACAUCUUCUGAAGGCCAAAAAACUCAAAACAAAAGGUGGAAAACAUGGCGACUGGGAACCCACUGAAGCAGAUGCUGACUUUGAAAGCAAGAUGGAAUCAUGGACUCAAGUGCAGCAAAAGGCCCUUGAGGCAGCAUUAAUAAAAUAUCCUAAGGGUUCCACUCAGGAUAGAUGGGAUAAGAUUGCUAAAUGUGUGCCUGAAAAGUCAAAGGAGGAUUGUAUGCAGAGGUUUAAGUACCUUGUUGACAUGCUGAAGAAAAAGAAGGAAAAAGAGGCUGCGAUUGAAGAAGAUUCAAAUCCACCAGAAGAUGUAGUGAAAUCAGAGGAGACUGACAAUGCAGUAGAUCUAUCUGAAAACUUGUCUUCCUGUUAGUGGCUUUAAAAUUUCAAACUGAUGGCUGUGAUUGUUGCCUACAUGCAACAUGUUUUACUUUGACAGUAUUGUAUAUUUUGUAUAUUGGCCAUGUCCAACAAUGGUGCACUGAAAACUUGUCUAUGGAACAUGUUAAAUCUGAUUCUAAAAAAUAAAAUAUUUCUCUUACAA